This is a messenger RNA of Colletotrichum karsti, 1077 nucleotides long. RefSeq lists its product as uncharacterized. The record is from RefSeq and is a predicted model, not a curated record. Gene Ontology annotation, molecular function: oxidoreductase activity, acting on the CH-OH group of donors, NAD or NADP as acceptor. Lineage: Eukaryota; Fungi; Ascomycota; Sordariomycetes; Glomerellales; Glomerellaceae. The transcript is spliced from 2 exons. The coding region runs from base 1 to 1077 and encodes 358 amino acids.
AUGGACUACCCACGCCCACCCCAAAGCGAGUCCUGGUUCGCGCCUCUAUCAAUCGACCUCAUCGUGAAGGUCUUCAAGAUCACCUUCUUCCACCCGUUCGUCUCCUGGAUCAUCCCCCUCUGCUUCCGCGCUCAGGCGCUGCGCUGGGAUGCCCCGCCAAUGCUCGUCUCGAUCGCUUGGGCGACGUUCAUCACCCUCUGCUGGAUGGCUAGCAUCAUCAACCAGCGCAUCGCCUACGGCCUGCCUAGGGAAGUCGACCUGUCCGAGGAGGUUAUCGUCAUCACCGGCGGAGCCAGCGGUCUGGGUCUGCUCAUCGCUGAGGUCUACGGCAUGCGCGGCGCCACUGUCGCCGUCCUCGACGUCAACGAGAUGGAGAACGGCGAGGCGAGGGGCGUGACCUUUUACAAGUGCGAUGUCACCAACAAGGCCGAAGUCGCUCGCGUCGCAGCAGAAAUCGACAGAGAACUCGGAACCCCCACCGUCCUGAUCAACAACGCCGCCGUCGUCAAGGGCAAGCCCCUCCUCGAGCUCGAUAUCGAAGACAUCGAGCGCUCCCUCGCCACGAACCUCACCGCCCACUUCAUCACCCUGAAGACGUUCCUCCCCUCCAUCAUCCGUGGCGGCAACGGCGGCACCAUUGUCACAAUGUCCUCCGUUCUCGGCCACCUCGGCGCCGCCUCCCUGACCGACUACGCUGCCGCCAAGGCCGGCGUCACCGCCCUGCACAAGUCCCUGACCGCCGAGCUCAGGACCUCCCACCCCGAGAUCCGCACCAUCCUCGUCGAGCCCGGCCAGCUCUCCACCCCCCUCUUCUACGGCGUCCAGACGCCCCACGCCUUCAUCGCGCCUGUGGUCGAGCCCGUGGACGUGUGCAAGGAGGUCGUCGCCGCUAUUGACAAUGGUCGCAGCGCGCACGUUGCGAUGCCGUUGUACGCGAGGUGGAUUCACUGGUACAACGUGCUUCCCGCGGCCGUGCAGCAGAUUGCGAGGAGAGUGGCCAAGGUCGACACCUCAAUGAAGACGUUCAUCGGAAGACAGGAGAGGGGGAUGAGUGAGAAGAACGGUAGCCUGAUUUAG